CCACGUCGCCCGCUGCCGCCGCCGCCAUUUUGACGGGGAGGGCUGUGGGAAGGAGGAGCGCCUCUGGUCUCGGCUGUCGGACGGCACUAACCCGGUUCAUUUGCUUCCCACCUCUAUUCCCCUUCCGCUCGCUCGCUCGCUCACUCACGCUCGCCCGCCAUGAACAUCUUUCGGUUGACCGGCGACUUCUCGCACCUGGUGGCCAUCAUAAUCCUGCUGCUGAAGAUGUGGAAGACCCGGUCGUGUGCCGGUAUCUCUGGGAAGAGUCAGGUGCUCUUCGCUUUUGUGUUUGCCACUCGAUACCUGGAUCUGUUCACGAUUUUCAUCUCCUUCUACAACAGUUGCAUGAAGAUCAUCUACAUUGUAUGUUCCUUUGCCGCAGUGUACCUGAUCUACUUCAAGUUUAAGGCUACGUAUGAUGGAAACCACGACACGUUCCGGGUGGAAUUCCUGGUUGUCCCCGUUGGUGGAUUGUCUUUCCUCGUCAAUCAUGACUUCUCUCCAAUGGAGAUUCUGUGGACGUUCUCGAUCUACUUGGAGUCGGUUGCAAUCCUGCCGCAGCUCUUCAUGAUCAGCAAGACGGGCGAAGCGGAGACCAUCACAACUCAUUACCUCUUCUUCCUGGGGAUGUAUCGCGCCCUCUACCUGAUCAACUGGAUCUGGCGCUAUUACUUUGAGAGCUUCUUUGACCUCAUUGCCAUUGUGGCCGGCGUGGUUCAAACCAUCCUCUAUUGCGACUUUUUCUAUUUGUAUGUUACUAAAGUUCUGAAAGGGAAGAAGCUGAGCCUACCAGCUUAAGUGCCAAAGAUCAGCCGAGCUUCUGUCGAUGGUCGUCUCCGUGCAAAGGAAGCAUUACCACAAACCAAGAGCGUAAGAUGCCUAAAGCAGAGAGCGGGGGCAGACAUGGGGAAACACACCUGAACUUCAACGUCAGCAGCUGCCCUGUCCUACAACGGACCACAAACAUCAGUUUUCUGUUUUAUGCAUCUUGCCUUUUUUAUUACAAUGUAAAAAUAUAUUUUCUACAAAAAUAUGUGCUGAAAGGAUGAAUUACUUGCAGUGGUUUAAAAUAAAAUCUUGGGAGGUUGGGUCUGGAAACGCAUCCUGUGUUUCCAAUGAGGAUUAAGUGCAAAUUGUUUGGGAAAAAAUUUGAAAAUGACUGGCACAUUGAUCAAUAUGCAAACACGGUAUCUGACUAAACUGGUCUGUAUGUUUCCAACCACUUGCUGUAUUUAUUUGAAUUUGCCAAAAAAAAAAAUCUCUUUGAAACUUGUUGAUUCUUCUCUCUCGCCCUCCCCCCCUCCUCCCCCACCGAGCUUCCACUUUCUGCUUGUACCCAGCAUUCAAAACACUAGUCUCGAGGCUGAUAUAACAAAUUCAACCCCGUCAUCUGUCUGACGAGGUUUCCUUUACUCAAUCAGUGGUUAAACCACCUUCAGAAGGAUUGUAAAAGUUCUGCCAUUUGGCAUAUGUUCACACAGAACGUGAAUAAAAGAUCAGUAAACCUAACUACAUUGGAUGUGCAUAUUACUGAUUGGAAAGUGGUUUGGACAGCAUAAUGUUAAGUAUUCAAGGGACCAUAUGGCUUUGAGUUUGAUCUUGGGAUUUUUAUUUUGUUGAACAAAUCACCUAGAAUUGAUGACCUCGACCACCACUUAAUACUUUUGAAACAUUUGAGAGGGUUAUCUUGUAGUUUUUUUACACUGAGCUGUUGCAUGAUAUCUUGUGAUACUGCCCAAUAAACAUUUUAUGAAAACA
Leucoraja erinaceus (little skate) is the source of this 1758-nucleotide messenger RNA. RefSeq names its product KDEL endoplasmic reticulum protein retention receptor 2b (gene kdelr2b). Lineage: Eukaryota; Metazoa; Chordata; Chondrichthyes; Rajiformes; Rajidae. Gene Ontology annotation, biological process: protein retention in ER lumen; endoplasmic reticulum to Golgi vesicle-mediated transport. Bases 160 to 798 code for a protein of 212 amino acids. Gene Ontology annotation, cellular component: cis-Golgi network; membrane; endoplasmic reticulum. Gene Ontology annotation, molecular function: ER lumen protein retrieval receptor activity. The record is from RefSeq and is a predicted model, not a curated record. The transcript has 5 exons.